Ipomoea nil (Japanese morning glory) is the source of this 1286-nucleotide messenger RNA. Its product is annotated as metacaspase-9-like. The record is from RefSeq and is a predicted model, not a curated record. Lineage: Eukaryota; Viridiplantae; Streptophyta; Magnoliopsida; Solanales; Convolvulaceae. Gene Ontology annotation, molecular function: cysteine-type endopeptidase activity. Gene Ontology annotation, biological process: proteolysis. The transcript is spliced from 2 exons. The coding region runs from base 194 to 1126 and encodes 310 amino acids.
AUGGUCCACACAAUAAUUUGCCCUUAGAUCUACUUCAUUUGUAUCUAGCUUUCCGCUAUAUAUAAAUUUCAAGCCCUUCAUCCCCAAGAAUAGAAUAUUACAUUAUAGAGAAGCUUAAGUUCACUUCCAAGAAUCAGAGACGACUGGGAUUAGUUUGAAGUAGUGGUUGUUGCAUCGCCCAGGCCAGGUCCAAAUGGAAACAGAGCAGAAGAAGAGCAUGAAGAGGAUGGCGGUCUUGGUGGGCUGCAAUUACGAGAACAACGCAGUAUUCAAGUUGAAUGGAUGCCGCAAUGAUGUGUUGGCGAUGAAGGAAGUUCUGAUUUCCCGGUUCGGGUUCAAGCCGGACUGCAUCGAAGUGCUGACGGAUGAGGAGGGGAGCCCGGUGUUGCCCACGGCGGCCAAUAUCAAGUCAACGCUGCUUCGGAUGGUGGCCCGAUCCGAGCCCGGGGAUGUCCUGUUCUUCCACUUCAGUGGCCAUGGGAUUUUGAUCGAGAGCCUCAAUGAAGAAGCUAUUCUUGGCCAGGAUCUCAAUGUCAUCACUAGUGUGGAUUUUCGGCAGAUAGUGAAGGGCGUGCCGAAAGGAGCGACGUUCACGAUCCUCUCCGAUUCCUGCCACAGCGGCGGGCUGAUCGACAAAGAGAAAGAGCAGAUCGGGCCGUGCGACCAUCCCACCUGCGGCAACGAAGAAAUCCCCACACCGCCGCCAAACGCGCAAGCAAAAUCCGUUCCUUUCGAAUUCCUCUUGCGCCAUCUCUCGUCCAUCACAAACUUAGCCGCACGGGAUAUCGCGCCGCACCACCUGGAGCUCUUCGGCGACCACGCCAGCCUCAGCUUCAAGCAGGCCGACAAGCGGCCGGAGCCUCUCGAGGCGGACGAGGGGAUCUUGCUGAGUGGGUGUCAGGCUAACGAGGUGAGCCGAGACGUGCCCACCAAAGAAGGGCAGCCGCCCCGUGGGGCGUUCAGCUAUGCCGUGGAGACUGUGUUGAAGGAGCAUCCUGGUCCUCUUAGUAAUAGGGAAGUGGUUUUGUUGGCCAGGAAGGUUAUCAAGAAAUUACAACUCCCACAGCAUCCUUGUCUUUAUUGUUGUGAUGGAAAUGCCGAUGCAGUUUUUCUUCGCCAAUCUUGAUCGGAUCAUAGCCCGACCUAAUCGAUCUGCAUGUGGUGUUUUUGUAAUAAGUUAAGCAACCAGUGCUCUAUACAUUAUUUGAUGGUGUGUGCAUGCGCUAAACGUUGGCACUUUGUCAUGGAUUAUUUUUUAAUUUGAUAUGAUUAUUGUGAUGGAAAAA